CAUGGAGGAAGUUGGUUCUGUUCUUCUCAUCCUUUCAUUCUUUCAUCGCGCAGCAGUGGUCAAGGUGGACCCUGCGUCAGAAAGAAUCCAUAGUUUAAAUAAACAUCUUCAACUAAAUCCGAAAAAUAAUCAUGUAAGUAUUACUCUAUUUAAACGUAUAUUUCAGAUGUGAGAGUAUUUCCAUUAAUUUAGUCAAAAAUAAUGGUCAAAAAGGCCAUCUACCACGAAAGCUAGAAUUGUCUUGUUUAAAUUGAAUUUCGGUUUUUCAUCACAAGAUUAUUUCUCUGUCACGAUCUUUUUAAAACCUAUUUUGGUUUUGAAAUGAUUUUUAAUUUAGAAAGUGUGUAGUGGCAUUUAUUUAAUUCAUACUUAUCCAUUUUAACAAAUCUACAUGAAGCCAUUUUGUCUUUAGCUGUUCACGCAUGCGCAUUGACAAUAAUGGCAACGUUUUUGUUACUUCUGGCGUGUUAAGCGCAAGCGCGAAGCAAUGUAUUGAUUUUUUCCUUUGCACUAGGUCUGGUAACUGGAAUAAUAGCCGUGGAAACGGUGGUUCCAAAUUUGGAGGAGGCAACAAAUUCGGCGAUAAUUCUUCUCGAUUUGGCAACGGUGGCAAUAGAUUUGGAGGAUCUGGAGGAUUUGGUGGGAAAAAAGAAUUCUCUGGAGGUCAGAACAUGCGUCGCCCAGAUUGGGAUUCUGUUUCGCUCCAACCUUUCAACAAAAACUUUUAUGAUCCACAUCCUACAGUUCUCAAAAGAUCACCAUAUGAAGUCGAAGAGUACAGAAAUAAUCACGAGGUAACUGUAAGUGGCGUUGAGGUUCAUAAUCCUAUUCAAUACUUUGAAGAAGCAAAUUUUCCUGAUUAUGUGCAACAAGGUGUAAAGACAAUGGGUUACAAAGAACCGACGCCCAUUCAAGCUCAAGGCUGGCCGAUAGCUAUGUCUGGAAAGAAUUUAGUUGGCGUAGCCCAAACGGGUUCCGGCAAAACGUUGGCCUACAUCUUGCCAGCCAUUGUGCACAUAAACAACCAACCGCCUAUUCGGAGAGGUGAUGGUCCGAUUGCUUUGGUCUUGGCGCCUACCAGAGAGUUAGCACAACAAAUUCAGCAAGUUGCUGCAGAUUUUGGACACACAUCUUAUGUUCGUAACACGUGUGUGUUUGGUGGUGCUCCUAAAAGAGAGCAAGCCCGGGACUUGGAGAGGGGAGUAGAAAUAGUCAUUGCUACUCCAGGUAGAUUAAUUGAUUUCUUGGAAAAGGGCACAACCAACUUACAGCGGUGCACAUAUUUAGUUCUUGAUGAGGCUGAUCGUAUGUUGGAUAUGGGAUUUGAACCACAAAUCAGAAAAAUCAUUGAGCAAAUACGCCCAGACAGACAGACUUUGAUGUGGUCAGCUACUUGGCCCAAAGAAGUGAAGAAACUUGCUGAGGAUUACUUGGGAGACUACAUUCAGAUCAAUAUAGGAUCAUUACAACUUUCCGCAAAUCACAACAUUCUUCAAAUUGUAGAUAUUUGUCAAGAACAUGAAAAAGAAAAUAAAUUAAAUGUAUUAUUGCAAGAAAUUGGACAAAGUCAAGAACCUGGUGCGAAAACAAUAAUUUUUGUUGAAACCAAGAGAAAAGCUGAGAACAUAUCAAGGAACAUAAGGAGAUAUGGCUGGCCAGCUGUUUGCAUGCAUGGCGAUAAAACUCAACAAGAAAGAGAUGAAGUUCUGUAUCAGUUCAAGGAAGGUCGUGCUAGUAUUCUUGUAGCAACUGAUGUUGCAGCUCGAGGGCUUGAUGUUGAUGGUAUCAAAUAUGUAAUAAAUUUUGAUUAUCCAAAUUCGUCGGAGGAUUACAUCCAUCGUAUUGGGAGAACUGGACGUUCAAAAUCAAAAGGAACAUCAUAUGCUUUCUUUACCCCUUCAAAUUCCCGUCAAGCCAAAGAUUUGGUAUCUGUUCUACAAGAAGCUAAUCAGAUUAUUAGCCCACAACUGCAGUCGAUGGCCGACCGUUGCGGUGGUGGUGGCGGCGGGUGGAACAGGAACAGAUUCGGCGGAGGUGGACGAGGUGGUGGCGGCUCUUUUAAACGCGGAAGCAAUUUUGGCAAGAGUAGCCAAAGGGGGGGCAGUGGUUACAAACGAUUUGACGACUAUUAAAUAAGAUUUUUGUUGGCAUUUCUAAGAGGGUGAAUCCUCGUAAUAUAGAUAAAUGUUAUGAUUUGUAGAUCCUGUUUGGAUAUUACAGUUGUGGCUAGUUUAAUUUAUUUAUUGUAAUGUCCACUAGCGACCCAACAUUUUAUAGGUAACACUAUUUAUAUUAUGUUAAAACUGUGAUAUUUUUUUAUUGUGAUUCUACCCAAGAUUUGCAAAAUAGUGCAUUCUUACUCUGAAAUUUUCCAAGUAGAAUAAAUGUCGUCAAAUUCAUGUAGAAUUUUAUUAAUAUUUAGAGCGUUAAGCCGUCAUUCCACUCUUGUUACAUUUCAUUGUAUAAUUACAUUGUAUGAAUAAAUAAUUUAAGAAUACUAA
Molecule: messenger RNA, 2501 nt
Organism: Bombyx mori (domestic silkworm)
Lineage: Eukaryota; Metazoa; Arthropoda; Insecta; Lepidoptera; Bombycidae
Product: DEAD box polypeptide 5
Exons: 5
Coding region: 423-2132 (569 amino acids)
Cellular component (GO): nucleus; ribonucleoprotein complex; cytoplasm
Molecular function (GO): RNA binding; RNA helicase activity; ATP binding
Source: RefSeq, a predicted model, not a curated record